CAGCGGAGGGGCAAAAGUGCGGUUGGCAGCCCAGGAAUCGAACUCUGCCGAGGGCGGGUAUUCCAAAGGCGACCGCAGCCUCAGUAGUUGGGCCGCGGCACGAGGGGCGGACGCGACCGGAGGGACGCACUGGGGACUGUUUAUAGCCCUGUCAGGACCGCUCAGAGAGGGGAGGCGGGGGCCCGAGGUGAGCGGCCUCGGGCCUGCCGCGGCUGCGAAGGGCUGCCUGGAUGAUGGCAUGCUGAGAAGCAUCCCCGAGCCUGGGCCCCCAUGGCAUACCAGGACAAAGAUACGGAGUCCUCACCUCCCUGGGCCUCCCAGAUAGGGCCUUGGGAUGCCAUCCUCGAGGCCGUCAGGGAGCAGCUCCCAUCUCUGGACUCAGAUUCCUCCUUGUCGGACUGCGGGACAGAGGAGCUGUUCAUCUUCCAGCGAGAUCAAACUGCCCUGAUCCCAGACUUGUCAGAGGAGCUGACUGAAGACCCUGCCAGGGCCUGGCUUGCUGCGGUCGAUGGGUCUCCUGAGCCAGGCGUGGUACCUGUGGGAUUCACUCCAGAACCCCAGAGGCAGUGGGGCACAAGGACAAAGGCUUCUGCGUCCCUACAAGGCGGGGAUCCUGGAGGGCCUGUGGAGAGCUGUGAGGAGGCCACUUCCCUUCUUCGAAUGCCUGAGGACACCCCCCUGUGGCGGAAAGGCAACCAGGGGGCCCAGAGUCAUCCCUGGGGGCCCCAGGGAGAAGCCACCUUCUCUUCCUGGGAAGGCAACCUGAAAACAGAGCCCCCCAGCGCUGCCUUACGGGCCUGUUGGGGUGCAGACUCCAUAGGCCGCAGAGCCCUCCGUAAGGAGAGAAGGAAGAUGAUUGAGAAGGACAUACUCUAUAAAGUUACCCGGGAUACCCGGGACUCAGCCUGCAGUGGCCAAAGUCAAGUGGAGGGGGCAUCCUGUGCCGCGCCAGCAGCAGGUCUGAGACCAGAAACGCCCCCAGAGGGGUCUCGGGAAGGACCUCCAUUGCUCUCCCUCAAGGAACUUGAAGAGUGGGAUUUGGAUCACAUCCUUCAGAGUCUGGCAGGGCAAGAAGGCGACAGGGGAGAUCGCGCACCCGGAGCCACGUGGUGGGCAGCUGACCGCCUGGGCCGAGACCGCAUCCAGCCCAACACCCAGGACAGACUCAUGGACCAGCUCACCCUUCUGUGUGCCGCACAGUCCAGAGGCGCUUCUGCCUGGAAGGUGCCCGCUGACGCGCCCCAGGACACCAAGCCGCAGGAGGCCCGCAGCAGAUCUGCUCCGAUGGAACCGGGCUUCCAGGCUGAGCUGGGCCUGACACUGGCCAAGGGCACACAGCCAAGGAGCCCAGCAGAGCCUCCUACCAUCUUCAUUGAUCUGCGGCCCUCAGAGCCAUCAGACAUUGGGGCCUUGGAAAGCCCCAGCUCCAGUUCCUCUGACAGCGAGGAAGAGGAAGAGGACACAGAAGCUCUCAGAGACCAGCAGAGCCCAGCCAAGUGGGAGUGUCCUUCCUCCCGAGGGUUACGGGACUGUACCGGAAAAAGUCAGCUUCUCCAGCAGCUCAGGGAAUUUCGAAAGGGGACGGCUCAGCCCAAUUUGCCUACUGCUGCGGGUCCUGGUAGCCAGAAGGCUCAGGUACCUGAAGAUCCAGCCACCUCCAGAACCAAGAGGAAGCCACAUGUACCACCGUGGGCUGAGAAGCAGAGCACCCAGGCCAGAUGCCCAGGGGGCAGUCCCAGGGUGCUAGGGGACGACAGCCAGGGAGACCCUGGUGCCUCCCCUGGGCCAACUGUAGCUGCCUCCAGGACUGGGAUCUGAGGAGCUGGGCGGGAUCACUCCACUCUCCAUCCACAUGCCCAGGCCCCUGGCUCUCCCUCGUUCCCGUGAGAAGG
This is a messenger RNA of Nyctereutes procyonoides (raccoon dog), 1892 nucleotides long. RefSeq names its product dynein axonemal assembly factor 8 (gene DNAAF8). The record is from RefSeq and is a predicted model, not a curated record. Gene Ontology annotation, molecular function: dynein complex binding. The transcript is spliced from 9 exons. Lineage: Eukaryota; Metazoa; Chordata; Mammalia; Carnivora; Canidae. Gene Ontology annotation, cellular component: dynein axonemal particle. Bases 271 to 1818 code for a protein of 515 amino acids.